Molecule: messenger RNA, 752 nt
Organism: Uranotaenia lowii
Lineage: Eukaryota; Metazoa; Arthropoda; Insecta; Diptera; Culicidae
Product: probable RNA-binding protein EIF1AD
Exons: 2
Coding region: 184-648 (154 amino acids)
Biological process (GO): translational initiation
Cellular component (GO): nucleus
Molecular function (GO): RNA binding; translation initiation factor activity
Source: RefSeq, a predicted model, not a curated record
CAAGCCAAAACCAACAACAACAGUAACAAACAAAACUUAUCAAAGAUCAUCACGGACAGAAAUUCGCGAUUGUUCAGCGGUUGGCUAUUGAAUUACUCGUUAGAAUUAGUUGAGGAUCUUUUUAAGUACUUUAUAUGUUUUGCCAAAUCAUCGAAUCCAUAGCACUACAGAAACUUAAGAGCCAUGUCACGGGUCACCAAAAUCAAGCAUGUACUGAAAGAGCAGGAAGCGGAUGAGUUCGAAGUUCCCCGCGAUGACCAGCAGAUAGUUCGGGUAGUAGCCAGCCGAGGUAAUAAUCUACAUGAAGUGGAAACCGCCGUUGAAGGUGAAGAACGAUUUUUGGUCUCGAUGCCGGUCAAAUUCCGCAAGAACGUGUGGAUAAAACGAGGUGACUUUGUACUGGUCGAACCCAUCGAAGAAGGCAACAAGGUCCGGGCAGAGAUAUGCCGCAUUCUGACGGCCGAGCACAUAAAGGUCUUCGAACAGGAAGGGUGCUGGCCGAAGCGAUUCACAAAGAAGCGUCAACAAGAGGAUGAAAUGGACGAAGAUGGGUUGGUUAGGAACACAAACAGACGGUAUGAAGAGUCAGACAAUGAUGAUAGCGAUGAAGAUGACGAAACGGACGAUGAUACCGGUGAUGAAAAAUGAAAAAAAAACAUUUUCGUUUAAGAAAUGUCUGCGUUUAAGUAAAUACACUAAAAUAUUAUAUGGCAAUUCGGCAAUUAUUAUUUUAAAGAUAACUGUAAGUAAAA